AUGGAGAAAAAAUUAUUAGAAAUGAAAUCUGAUUCACAUUUUCUUUAUCCUUUAAAUAUUAAUAUUGCACGUUCUUUGAUCGAAUUCCCAGCAACCACAAAUAGAAACACAUCGAUACACUCUUUGACCGAAUCAUUCAAACCGUCACUAAAUGAAUUUCCAAACGAAAUAUUAUCACUAAUUAUCCGUUUUUUAAGUGACAUUAAUACGCCACAGCAACUAUGGUCAUUACGUCGAGUUAAUCGUCGGUGGAGAUACAACAUUCAUCAAGUCAUCUACGAAAAUGUUAAAUAUCGAUUCUCGCAUUUACCAAACACUCUUCAACUCUUUAUCUGUCAAAUAAACGCACGUGCUAUAACAUAUUCGGAUCCGAUUCGUGUUCAUGUGACAGGAUUGAAUGAAGAGACUGGUGAGAUAGUGCUCAAUUGUCAACGUCAUCGACAUUCCUUACGUAUUAGCAAAAAAACCAAACUCUUCUUAGUGGUAAGAAAAAAAAAUUAUAUGAAUAACAACGGCAAUAAUAAAAACAGUAAUGAUGACGUCGACAAAAAUCACGGUAUCAACUCGUCUGCGGGAGAAAAUGUAAAGUUUCGAACUGAGCAACGUAAAGAAGUGCUACGCGAUGGCAAACAUUCGAUACUUGUAGAAAAUUCCUUCAAGAUUGAAUAUGAACUUGUGCGAAACGGUGACGCAAUAAGGACAAAAGAUUUCGUUGAGAAGUGUCUUUCGGUUUUAUCGUUUGUUGUGUCACCGAUGUUGGUUUUGGAAACGCUAAAGUAA
Ambispora leptoticha is the source of this 780-nucleotide messenger RNA. The record is from the annotation of a GenBank genome assembly. Lineage: Eukaryota; Fungi; Glomeromycota; Glomeromycetes; Archaeosporales; Ambisporaceae.